This is a messenger RNA of Sardina pilchardus (European sardine), 5072 nucleotides long. RefSeq names its product family with sequence similarity 219 member Aa (gene fam219aa). The record is from RefSeq and is a predicted model, not a curated record. NCBI's taxonomy places the organism in Eukaryota, Metazoa, Chordata, Actinopteri, Clupeiformes, Clupeidae. Bases 142 to 729 code for a protein of 195 amino acids. The transcript is spliced from 6 exons.
GACGGGGAGCAGCAAACAAACUAGGAUGAUGCGAGCAGUUUGUAGCAUCCUCCGGUCGUAUUGAUAGCGGAAUCGAUGCGUUUGUAAAUUUCAUAGUCAUAGCAUUAGCGUUAAACAGUUGAAUACCGACGUGGUGUAAAAAUGAUGGAAGAAAUUGAUAGAUUUCAAGUACCAACAGUGAACGAUAACCCGGAGAUGCAACCGCUGGACCCUGCUGCGACUGCCACCUGUGAGGCGGACACAGACACAAGAGAGUCUGAAGGUGUGGCCAUGAACUACAAGCCCUCCCCACUGCAGGUCAAGAUUGAGAAACAGAGAGAGCUGGCCAGGAAGGGCUCGGUCAAGAACGGGACGGUGGGCAGUCCCGUCAAUCAGCAGCCCAAGAAGAACAAUGUGAUGGCCAGGACACGGCUUGUUGUGCCCAACAAGGGAUACUCAUCUCUAGACCAGAGUCCGGACGAGAAGCCUUUAGUAGCCCUGGACACAGACAGCGACGACGACUUUGACAUGUCCAGAUACUCGUCGUCAGGAUACUCCUCAGCCGAGGUGAGAUGUCUGAGGGAGCAGCAAAUCAACCAGGACCUGAACAUCCAGCUCCUGAAGGAUGGCUACCGGUUGGACGAGAUCCCAGACGACGAGGACCUGGACCUCAUCCCCCCGAAAUCCGUCAACCCCACCUGCAUGUGCUGCCAGGCCGCCACCUCCUCCACAGCCUGCCAGAUCCAGUAGCGCCCUCCUCCUCUUCCUCCUCCUCCUCCUCCUCCUCCUCUUCCUCCUUUUCUCAUCUCUCCAUCCCUCUUAUCUUUGUCCCUCUUCCCAUAACCCUCCUCGUCUCUGUCGUGAGACGAAUAAGAGUUACGAGUUCUCUAAAUGGAAUGAUGACUAAACUAAUAGAAAAUCGCAACGAGUUAAAAAUGUUAUAUUACUGUAAUUAAUAUAAAAUGAAAGGGGGUAAAAAAUGGGGUAAAUGCACAAAAAAUAGAGUUCCUAACUGUCAUUGGUUCCUCCUAUGGUAGGACGCGUGUCUUUGCAUCAUCUUCAGCGGGGAAUGGAGCUUGUGUAUGUGUUUUGGGUGUGCUAGACAAACCUGCUUUGGUUACAAAUGCACGGAGCAAAGGGACAACAAAAAAAAACAAAAAAAAGCAAACGGAUAACAAAAGGAAAACAAUAGUGAGUAAACACUAAAUGUUCUGUGUUUGCACAACCUCUCACUCCACUGUGUGUUGCUUGUGAUCUGGAUGAGUGUGUGCGCAGUGCAUGUUGCAGGCAUCUGGAGGCACCUCAAUCUCGUGGGUCGUGGGUGGCUAUUGGGCUCUCCCGCCAAACUGCUACUUUGUACAGUCAUGGAUCAACUCUAGCGAAUGCAAAAGAGGGACUAAUUUGUAUCUAACAGUUUUUUUUUUGUUGUUCAAGUCCCUGCACUCCUUAAGAUGAUACAUCAAAACUGGUUCACUUCCCCUGUCAGACCCCUUUAUUGUUUACAUUGUCUCGUUUUUGUUGUCAUAGUCUGGGGUUUGUGCAAAUCCAGUUUCCCCAUGAUCCAGGGGAAAGUACAGGGUUGAACUGCAUGUGUCAACAAGAAAUUAUAUGGACGAGAUAUUCAUGUUUUUCUUUUUUAAUUUUAUAUUUGGUGUUAUUAUUUAUUGUAAUGAAAUGUUACUCUCUGUUAGCAUGCUACUGCUUCUAGUGGUAUUGGCUCACUGGGGCAUCAGGAGGAAGAAUAGUUACUGUGUCUCUGGUUCCCUUGAUCUUGAUUGCCCCUCAGUACUCUUAUCAGAGGUUAGAAGAGCCAAGCAGACUGAUGAAACAAAAUGGUUGCCAGAUCCUAUACUGAAGAACACUUUAAACCAGUCCCUCUUCCAGGUCUCAGUGACUUUUGAUUGCAUCUGUUCGGAAGACCGGAAUGUCUUUCCAGGCCAAUUGGUUUUCAUUCUACCAGGGAAGAAAAACAAGGUGUGACAGGAAGGAACUUAUCUAUAGGCCUACCAGGUGUGUUGAGAUGAAACAGCCGUUUCUGUCAGUGUCCUGUAUGUUUUUGCAGUUCAUAUGAACUGGUCACUGUUGAUUUUGUUAGUUUUAGUCUUUACUUUUUAAUUUGAAUUAAUUUAUUGAAUUAAUACUUUUUUUGCUUGUUUAUUCCCGGUGGUUACUUACAUUGUUAGUGAAAACGGUUACAUGCAGCCGUCGCCAUGUGCACAGUGGGAGGUCAAAUAGGGAGAGAUGUUCAUGUUGAAGUAGCUGCUUUGUCCCGUGCAGUGGUGUGACCUCACAGAUAUUAUGCUAGUUCCAGCUGCCCCCAGCUCAUGUGCCGUAUCUCAGUGUCCCGUCAGUGUUUUUGUUUGAGUUUAGUUGUUUUUUCUUGUCUCUUUUCAUGUGUGCCAAACAGUGUAACGAGACAGAAACAGUGGUGUGGUAGAACUCCGACAUUUUACUCCCCUCCAAAAAUCCAGAAAAAAAAAAAUCAAUUCAGAUUAGCAAUUCUUUUUUCAAAAAUGACUGUGCUGUGUUGCCAGACAAAAAAUGUCAACAUCUACUUUGAUGUGCAGAGCUGCCAUAUUGCAUUGUGCUACACCACAUAAGCUAGCAUGCUAUAGCUAGCACAUAUAAACUUGUUCCUCUCACUACCAGUGUGCCCUCAUGUCUAUGCUGUCUGAUCACACACAGCCCCAUUUCUUUGCUUUUAUAACCAAAGACUCAACAAUAAGUCCGAUGAAUCUUUCAUCUCUUCUAAAGGCCCACAGGCCCCCGUGCAUGAGAACGGUUGAGUUUUUUUGUUCAAAUGAUGUUGUACACGACCCACUGUGUCAGUCUUAGCAAUGAAAGGGAUUGUCUUUUCUGAAAAUAAGAGGAAAGGCGUGUGUCUGUAGUUGUUGUGUGGUGAGGUUACAGUUUCACCCAUCUUUGCCCUGACGUCUUACCAUCACCACCACCCCCCUCCAUAGUCAUUUGUGUGUAAGCUAAACAUUGACAUUCACCCUUCAAAAAAACCCAUCUGAACUCCACACUUCCACAUGGGGAAAGAUGGCUUAAUGAGCAUGUCAGAGUUAAGCGAUGGGCUCCUGAGAUACCUUUGGUGAGGAUAGGACACUGUGCCAGUGUGAGUCCAACUCUGAACAUCUGCCACGGACAGGAAUACAGUAUCUGGGUGGUCCGUGCCAGUUUACCGCAAUGCGCCACAGCCCACUUCACUCACUACACGUAGGCUAGUUAAGCCACCUCGCACUCAAAAUUCUCACUAAUACACUCUAAAUCACACUGCUGUGGCUAACCUUUUUUUUUCUAACCAAUUAGAAUGGCAUGCCCUGGUGUAAGUAGGACUUGCUGUGGAAAGUUUCCACGCAAAAUGGCAUUCAGGGUUUUACUUAAUUCCCCCCCUAGUUCCUGUAUAUUGUUCCUUUCGGUGUGUGAGGGAGAGUAGCAUUAAGGGAGUUUAGUCCAUUAAAUGUAUAUUUCUAAACUGAGCGUUUGUGCUGUGCGUUAGCCAGCAGGGCAUUUUUUUUAAAUAUUAUUAUUUGCUUUUGUGUUGUUUUUUUUUAUGUAGAAUGGAUGAUGUGUUCCGACUCAACUCUGUUAGGAGCUUCUGUUUUGUUCCUCUGACUUCUGCUGUGAGGGGUGCCAGAGCUUGCAGUACAGUAUAUUCUCGUCAAUUGAGGCUUCAGUACGGGCUCCAUCCCUUUCAGGUGUAUUCAGAUUGUGUUUGUUCAUCCUCCAGACGCAUUUUUCCGUGGCUUAUGCAAAUCCUCUCCUCCUUUCCCCAGCCUCAAGGCACCAGUUUAGCUGUGAAGUGUUUAAGUGCUUGCUGUACAGCCAGAGUGUGAGUCACAUUGCCUGGAGUUUGAAUGUAGCCCUGCAUUUGUUAAUUCAAUUAUGCCAGAAAAAUACAGCAUUAUACCGCAAAAAAACAACAACAACUGAAUAUUCUAUGUACAUCAUCUCCUGUUGAAGCUCUCAUUAGAAGGUCAUAUCUUUUUUACCUCCUCAUUAUCACUUUUUGUCUACUGGUUUGGAUGCAGGAAUGUACCAUGAUGUCCCUGAGGGUCAGAAUUCCCUUGUUGGUUAUAAGAAAAGAAAAAUACUAUUUAGGAAAUGAUCUCCCGUAAGGAAUGUUGUUAACAUGAUUGUUAAAUGCAGCUAAAGAGACACUGGGGCAGGAAGCCCCCUCGUUUUAACCCUACUUUAGAACCUUCCUUCUCUGUUGGUUUGGUGGCUGCAUGAGAACUUGAGUUGCAGCCAAAAACAAACUUGUUUACAGACGUUAAAAUCAUCUGUGGACCGCCAUUAAAAAUCAAUUGUCCAUGCAGACAUCGCGCAGUGUCCUAACACAAGACUGUUUUGUCCACAGAGUAUCUGAGCAAGGCGCAGGACAUAUCUGGGAAACCAGCCAAUAGCAGCCACCCCAAGCUGUUAGUGGUGGUGGUGGUGGUGGUGUGGGCUAGUCCCAGUCAUGACUGAUCCUCAGAGUUGGUUUACGUAACCCUGACCUCUCUGUCACACGGCUGCCUCUCCCUCUAGUCGUCCAGUCUGGCUGGUAGUAAUGGUGGGACCCACGUUAAAGGAGCAGUGUGGCUGGCCAUGUGAACUGGUUGGAUUGGAUUUCUCCGAAUCGUCUGUUACGUGAGAAUGGUGUCCUCCCUCUCUUUUUUUCGCUGUCUGUAUUUUUCCUCGGUCACCCUUGCUUUGUGAAUUCACAAAAAAAAACAAAAGAAUUGAAUGAAAUUAAAUGCACCUAUUUCGUCGAGUAAACCCCCCUCACUCCCCAUCCAUUUUCACACUCACAGUAUAACUCUUGAGUUUGCUGAUUAAGAAAAUGCCUUAAGUACAGCUCCGUAGUGGGUGUCUAUUUAUUUGCUGUUGGUUUUGGUUUGAUUUAAUUUAUUUAAACAGAGUGAGAGAGUUUUUUCUUUUCUUUAUUUUUGAUUUUCUUUUAACAUAGAACCACAUUUUUUUAUUCUGCAGAUAUAUUGAUCAUGAUUGUAAAGAUGUGAACAGUUUCCAUACCAGUAUUUAACAGAUGUUAUUGUUCUGUGUAGUGUAUCAUAUCAAUAAAAAAAAAUCUGGAAUAUGUGACUUCA